CCGGUGAACGCAGCCGCCACUCGGGGGCGCUCUACGCCCCCCCCCCCCUCUCCGCUGUCCUCAUGGCGGCCUCCGUGCCCUUGUGCCGGGGCGCGAUGCGCAGCGCCUGGACGCGAACUCUGCCGCGGCUUCUCUGCGCGGGGCGACGGCACGCGGCGGAGACGGCGUGCCACCACGGGGACGAGGUGGAGCCCUGCUACGACGUGGUGGUGUCCGGCGGCGGAAUGGUGGGCACGGCGCUGGCGUGCGCGCUCGGCACUGAUCCGGUGCUAUCUGACAAGCGGAUUCUCCUCCUGGAAGCUGGAAAGCCCAAGCAAUUUGGAACCCUGCCUCCCACCUACAGCAACCGUGUGAGCACCCUCAGCCCAGGAUCCAUCACGCUGCUUGACCAUGUCGGAGCCUGGGAUCAUGUGUGCGACAUGAGAAGCAAGGCUUUUAAAAGAAUGCAGGUUUGGGAUGCCUGCUCAGAUGCCCUCAUCACAUUCGACAAAGAGGACCUUGUAGAGGACAUGGGCUAUGUGGUGGAGAACGAUGUGGUGAUGGCAGCUCUCACAAGGCAACUCGAGACACUUUCUGAUCAUGUUAGCGUUCUCUACAAGACUCGGGUGGUGAAGUACGAGUGGCCGGACUCAUUGGCCGUCAUGGCUCCUGAGAAGCGACAGGAGGCCGAAGAAGGGCCUGAGUUAAUCGAAAAGAACAAGGAGGCAUCUGGGUGCUCGUGGGUACGCGUGACACUGGCGGAUGGACGCACCCUGCGGACAAAACUUGUGAUCGGUGCAGAUGGGCCCAACUCGAUGGCAAGGGAGUCGGCUGGCAUCCACACAGUGCGGUGGAAUUAUGACCAGUCGGCCGUUGUGGCCACUCUUCAGCUUUCAGAGCCAACGGAAAACAACGUUGCUUGGCAGAGGUUCCUGCCCACAGGCCCCAUCGCUAUGCUGCCGCUGAGUGAGCGGCUAAGCUCUCUCGUGUGGUCCACGUCACAUGAACACGCAAAGGAGCUUCUCGCUGCAGGCCACGAGGAAUUUGUCGACGCUGUCAACUCCGCCUUUGUGAGCAUAGGAAAUUGGAGCGAGAAUAAUCGCUCUGAGCUUGUGGACACGGCAAAUUCCGUGUUCCGCUCCCUGCUCAUGGUACUUCUGCCUUGGGGGACCUCAGUUCGUCAGCUGCCUCCCAGCGUGUCGGGUGUGGACCCAGCCAGCCGGGCAUCCUUCCCACUGGGAUUGGGCCAUGCCACAAACUAUGUCAGACCUCGCCUCGCCCUCAUCGGUGACGCAGCACACCGCGUUCACCCACUGGCGGGUCAGGGGGUCAACCUUGGCUUUGGAGAUGUUGCUUGCCUGCGCGAUGUGCUAAGCCAAGCCGCAUACGAUGGCAGCGACCUGGGCUCUCUGCAACACCUGAGCAAGUACGAGACAACCCAGCAAAGGCAAAACCUGCCCACCAUGCUGGCCAUUGACGGCCUCAAGCGACUAUACUCCACCACACUCGGGCCUGUGGUUCUGCUCCGCAGUCUGGGUCUUCAGGCCACCAAUGCACUGCCUUUUCUCAAGACCCAGAUCAUGGCACAUGCCAACCAAUAGCAGGUGAGAAGCAAGUCAUGGAAUUUGCACAGGACAGCUGCAACUUCAGUAAUCUCAGCUUUUAUUCAGUGCUCAACAGUGUAAUGUGGACACUUGUGUCUUUUUAAUAAAAAGACAAGACGAUGUGAUCAUUUCAAACAAUUUGGCUACUGCAGCCAAAUAAAAUUUGUUUUCUACGCAAUGUGGAAGCUACUUUGUUCCUGCCAUGUCGUGUUCACCAUGUUUAAAUGUAGAUGUUUACUUGGCGUUCACCUGAAAAAGAUACAAUAAAAGCAUAUUAAACACUA
Petromyzon marinus (sea lamprey) is the source of this 1867-nucleotide messenger RNA. It is a transcript of the gene COQ6, whose product is annotated as coenzyme Q6, monooxygenase. Gene Ontology annotation, molecular function: 4-hydroxy-3-all-trans-polyprenylbenzoate oxygenase activity; FAD binding. Gene Ontology annotation, cellular component: mitochondrion. The record is from RefSeq and is a predicted model, not a curated record. Lineage: Eukaryota; Metazoa; Chordata; Hyperoartia; Petromyzontiformes; Petromyzontidae. Gene Ontology annotation, biological process: ubiquinone biosynthetic process.